Molecule: messenger RNA, 656 nt
Organism: Cydia fagiglandana
Lineage: Eukaryota; Metazoa; Arthropoda; Insecta; Lepidoptera; Tortricidae
Exons: 2
Coding region: 81-656 (191 amino acids)
Source: RefSeq, a predicted model, not a curated record
UUACAGUGUAAUAAAAUAACAAAUAAUGUAAAUUACACAUUUCCAAUUAGAUUUACCUACAGGUACAAGUUUUUUUAACUAUGAAUUGGUAUAUUUUGAUUGGUUUACUCUUUUUUGGAAAUGUUGUUUGCAUCCGUGAUCUCUACGUGGGUAUAUUUAACACGGAUGAUAUCUUAGUAGCACAGGAUCAUUUGUAUAAAGAGAAGCUGCAUUAUCGUACAGUGACAGCUAAAUAUGUUAGACAUUUCAGCUGCCCAAUCUCCUACUACCGCGUAUUAGACCGACUUGCCGCAGGCAGAGGCCCCAGGGUAGAAAAGGUCAAAGGCGGUCUCAUGAAAAACGUCCUGGCCCUAAAAUUGACAUCCGUAUUCAACCAGCCAGUCAACGUCGUCAUCUACAUCGCUUGUGCGAACAAGAAGGAAGGAUCGAACGAGCCAAUGUAUACUAGAGCUCCUUGGACUAAAGCAACACCAAAGAAAGAGGAUAACGAAGGAUCCACUACGGGUCAAGCAGAUGGUGAUGGAACUACGGGUGCAGAAACAACGGGUGCAGAAACAACGGGUGCAGAAACAAAUGAAACUACUGUCGAAACAGAACAAGGAGGUAACGCUACAGAGACUGGUGAAACGACAACAGAAACACCUGCAGCUACAUAA